Galdieria sulphuraria is the source of this 702-nucleotide messenger RNA. RefSeq lists its product as uncharacterized. The transcript is spliced from 2 exons. NCBI's taxonomy places the organism in Eukaryota, Rhodophyta, Bangiophyceae, Galdieriales, Galdieriaceae. The record is from RefSeq and is a predicted model, not a curated record. Bases 144 to 644 code for a protein of 166 amino acids.
GGGUAUAGUAAAAACUCACCGAGACAUUCAACAAUGCUAUCGAACAGUCAUUUUGACCAAACGUUUGGUGGUUUCCAUGAAGCUAUUAAUUUAGCAAGCAAAUCUUACACUGAUAAGUAUAAUAGUAAAGUUUUUUAGAUACUAUGGUGCAAUCCAAAGCCUCCUUGAAAGUGGUUCUUAUUCAACUUAGAAUUCCUUGUGGUUUUUUAUGGACGCAAUGUGUAAUUUAUCUUAGACUGUUACAAUUGUUUAAGAUUUUGUUUGCCCAUUAUUCUCUUCUCGGUUGCUCAACUUGCAUCGAACUUUCGAGCAAGACAUUGGUUUGUAUGAUGCACCUUCAUCUCGUUUGCAUCAUCUUUACUUUAUUUAUUUCAUCGAUUGUAGUGGCUGAUUCAGAAUUGUGUCGUGGUGUUAACUCAACUCAGUCAACGACGUUUGUUGUUCCUAGAGAACUUCAAGGAAACUUGCCACAUUGUCAACCUGUUGGAAAUUGGACCUUUCAUCACAAGCUCAACGUUAGUCAGUGGAAUUACUACGCUGUAGCUGGAGGGUGUCCUGAAGAGGGCUAUUUUCGAAGGUUGCGAAUCCUAUUGAAACCUAACUUUUAUCUCGACUCUCCUGCUCUAGUUUUAGAGGUAACUUGAAUACUCUUGUUUAUUUCUCUCAACGAAUAAUAGGUUUAGAUCCGAACGAGCACCAUCU